Molecule: messenger RNA, 808 nt
Organism: Batrachochytrium dendrobatidis JAM81
Lineage: Eukaryota; Fungi; Chytridiomycota; Chytridiomycetes; Rhizophydiales
Exons: 5
Coding region: 17-808 (263 amino acids)
Biological process (GO): tRNA wobble uridine modification
Cellular component (GO): elongator holoenzyme complex
Source: RefSeq, a predicted model, not a curated record
CUGCUGGAUUGCGAUCAUGUCGCUAGAAGCCCUACUCAACUGGCCUGCGCCAGACCGACCUCUUCCAUCUGGGCAAACAGCAGACGCAAGCUCGCUUUGUCGGACUUUUCUCAUCACCGAUACACUAGAACGUAGUGCAUCGUUUCUACUCUGCCAGUUUGUUAACCGACACUUGCAUCUGCCAAACUGGGCAGUCCGACUGGUUUGCAUUUCUCAACAUCCAUCACACUACAAUGCUGUUCACAAAAAACUGGGAUUGCAUCUGUCCAUGUACAAGAAUACAUACGAGAGUAUCGAUUUAUUUUCCAAUUUAAAUGCACUGGUACAAGUUGAUCAUAAUCCAACGACAAAUACCGAUCCAGUUCACAUACUGUUGAAUCAAAUCAUAUCGACUGUGGGUAGCGACAAGAAACCGUGUAUAGUCAUUGACGAUGUAUCUAUGCUUCUCUAUGCUGGAUUGAGUAUUGAGCAACUUGUGAAGCUUGUAAUGGCUUUGAAUGGAUAUGUGAUCGAGAAAUCGGGAUGUCUAGUUAUGCUUGUUCAUGACGACAACCCAGAUGAUGAAGAACAGGUUUCCCUUAAUUCAUUGCUGGUACGACUUGCUGAUGCUUUAAUUCACGUACAGACACUCGAGAGCGGAUUCACUGAAGAUAUUCAUGGCCAGCUGACAGUAAAGCUCGGUCCACAGUCACUAUGGGAACCACCUGGUGAAGUUGCUCAAUCUCGUGUCAUCCGUCCUGGAUCGAUACUAUUUCGAAUCAACGAUUCUUCUGUAGAAUGGUUUGCCAAAGGAACUACAGUGAUGUGA